Tarenaya hassleriana is the source of this 1832-nucleotide messenger RNA. RefSeq names its product putative transcription factor bHLH041. Bases 1 to 1512 code for a protein of 503 amino acids. The record is from RefSeq and is a predicted model, not a curated record. Gene Ontology annotation, molecular function: protein dimerization activity. Lineage: Eukaryota; Viridiplantae; Streptophyta; Magnoliopsida; Brassicales; Cleomaceae. The transcript is spliced from 8 exons.
AUGGACGCAGCGUUCAUGGCGGAUGACCCGAAUACCCGGAGCCAGAUAUUCGGGUCGCUCAUGCAAUCGUUCGGAUGCGUCUACGUUUGUCUCUGGUCUUAUUUUCCUCGCCCAUCUAAUUAUUUAAUAUCGUUGGAUGGGUACUACAAUGAAGCUCCCGAGGAACCCUCUACCUCGUCCGCAAGUUUAGUUAGGAGGCUGUUUGAUGAGUAUCGCCAAACGGUGAUCCCUCUUGAAGAUGGACGAGUUCCGGGCAUGGCGUUCGCGAAGAAUCGUCCGUACGUGGAGCUUCGGCCACCGGAGAUCCUAAGGCUUGCUUGUAAUGUUGCUCAACGCCUCUUCUAUCACGAAGCUAAGAUUCGGACGGUGGUUUUCAUGGGGUGCCGGAGCGGCGAGAUUGAACUAGGCAUGACGUAUGAUGCUGCACAAAUGAAAAUAGAAGCCGGUCUCAGAGAAUGGUUCCCCGAAGACUUCCAGAGAAAGUCUCCGAUCCAAUCAGAGUAUCCCCUGCCGCCGCCGCCGUCGUCUUCGUCUUCCUCCCUUAGAUCGCUCGACAGCCCCAACAUAUCGGAAUAUUCCUCUCUCCUGUUCCCCGUCACCGUCACCGUUAACCCUUCGACGACCCUUUUGACGGAAACCGUUAACCCUCCGUUGGUGCCCAUCACAACAAGCAUGAUCCAAGAAGGGCAACAGUCGCUUCACGCGAUUCGCCAACGCGAAGAGGAGGCCAUGACCCGGGCGAUUCUAGCGGUAUUAUCCGCGCCGUCAAGUCCUCCGUCAACGUCUUCCUCCCCGAAGAAGCUUAAACCGAGGGUGAGCGCUUUCAAGAGGUAUUUCAGCGGUAGCGGUAGCGGUGGCGGCGGUAGCGUUAACCUAAGGAAGCAAACAAGUAUGACGAAAAGGGCGAUCGCGUUUUACGGUCGGCUUAACGUUUUGAGGCGAGAGCGUUUGGUUCUCGGCGGUCCAACCGCGACGCAGUUGCAUCACAUGAUAUCUGAGAGGAAACGUCGUGAAAAGCUCAACGAGAGCUUCCAAGCACUGAGAUCGCUCCUUCCUCCAGGAACUAAGAAAGACAAAGCAUCAGUGCUAGCAGGUGCGAGAGAGCAGUUAGCCUCACUUCAAUCGGAAGUCACGAGGCUUAGUUCGAGAGCUCGGGAGCUAGAGGCGGAGCUAACGGGGGAGAGCGAGAUCGAAAGCCUCCAACCGGGCGAGAGGUUUAGCGUUAGGACAAGGCAAGUGCCGGAAUCGACUUCAAGAGAGAGGACCGUGGAUCUAAGAGUGGUCCUAAGUGGAGAAAACGUUAGCGUUGAUGAUUUGGUGAUAAGGCUUCUCGAGUUCUUGAAGCCGAUAACCAAUGUUAGCUUGGUUUCUGUUGAAGCUCAAAUUCGGACAGAAGAAGGCGGGGAUUCAUCUUCUGUUGUCGCGAGCUUAAGGCUCAAGAUCGAGGGUGAAUGGGACGAAUCCGCCUUCCAAGAAGCUGUCAAAAGAGUUAUAGCUGAUUUGGCUCACUGACAAGUUUGAUUAUUUCCUAACCAACCAAAAAUAUGUACUUUUUUUCCCUCGAUUUAAAUUAUAAUAUAUGGUCGAGAACUAUAAUUUAAAUCGAGAUGGUUAAUUGUUUAUGGCAGUCCAUUUAUACUCGGGCGAAGUGGCGGCUCCCCCCGUCGUUUUCCCCAUGGUCGUCUUCUUGGUGUUUCAGCCGUUGAUGACCAAUUUACCGGACCAAUCACCGCCGUCUAUUUUUUCUUUUUAUUUUUCAUUUCCAUUACCUAAGACACGAUGCAAUUUUGUAUUUUUUUCUUUAAAACAAAUUCAUGUAUGCACUCUUUCGA